CCCCGAGGGUUUUGGCAAUUCGGAGCUUUGUUUGUCGCCAGAGGUACAUGCACAUAGACAGUGCGUGUUGGGUUGAGUUGAUUGCACUGCAACUUCCGAAUCAUCUUACUCUCUCUCUUGUGCUGCACCUCCGAUCAUAUCAUACUCCCAACAGUAGCCCGAGGCAAGGGCACCAGAGGGGCGUGCGGCAGAAACAGGAAUAUAGUAUAAGACCUGGGCUUUUCCCCUUUUGCUCCCCUCUCCAUCCUUCUUUCUGGAUUUGCUUUAAAAUGUCAUUGUUUGGCUAGCAGGUUCUCUUCUUCUUUUUCUUCCCCUCCCUCGGAAUUUUCUUACACAAAAGGCCCAAGGAUUUUCCGUCUGUCUGGCUGCCCGUCCAUCUGGAUAUAUCGGCUUGGGGUUUUUACCUACUGCUAUUUAUCAUGUCGCAGGAAUUUGCUAUGGAAGCUGGAACUCCCGCGGCUACUACUCGAAGGGCGGAGGAGGUGGCGGGUUUGGCAGCUGUUAAGGAUAUUGUGUUUGGUUCUUCCGCAGGAAUAGUUGGAAAAACUAUAGAAUACCCCUUCGACACCGUCAAAGUUAGGCUGCAAUCCCAGCCUGACGACCAACCAUUGCGUUACCGCGGACCUCUAGAUUGCCUCAAGCAGAGCUUGAAGCAGGACGGUAUCCGUGGGCUGUAUCGCGGCAUCUCACCACCGCUCGUGGGUGCUGCGACGGAGAAUUCGGCUCUAUUUUUUAGUUACAACAUCGCCCAAAACCUCGUGCGGAAAUUCUUUCAUCCCUGUCUUGAUAGGGAAGACGAUCUCCCUAUCGGUGCAUUAGUAUUCUGCGGCGCUGCUAGUGGUGCCUUCACAUCUUUCAUACUCACUCCCAUAGAACUUAUAAAGUGCAAGAUGCAAGUGCAAACCGUCGGCAUUCCAUAUCCCGCAAUCCCUGGAGUUUAUAGGGUCUACGGAUUGAAGGGACUCUGGCACGGUCAGGUCGGCACCUUCCUUCGUGAAACCGGAGGCUCGGCGGCAUGGUUCGGAUCAUACGAGUACAUCUCUAGAACGCUUAGGAAGUGGCGGGGUAGGAGUAAUAAUACUGCUGGGGAAAUGAUGGUUGCCGGAGCUGCUGCCGGCGUAAGCUACAACUUCAUACUCUUCCCCGCGGACUCCGUCAAGUCCCGGAUGCAAACCGAAGCUAUCGGGAUACGAGGUGACAAGAAGGGGUUCAUACAGGUUGCUACGGGAAUGUACCGUGCUAGCGGAAUCAGAGGGCUGUACCGCGGGUGUGGAUUGACAUGCAUGAGGAGUGCGCCAUCGUCGGCGGUGAUUUUCCUGGUGUACGAAAGUAUGAAGAAGCAUUUUGGGUAGUCACUUUAUGCGCUGUGUGUGCCUAGAGUAGAGUGAUGCGUGGAUGGAUGGUUGGUUGUUAUUAGAUGGGCGUUUUUUUCUUUUGCUUUGCUAUAUUUGCCUUGGGUGGGUUUUUCUUCUGUUUUGAUAGACAAAUUUUAGGUUCUACAUAUCCUUUUUCCUUUUUCCUUGCGAGUGAGGGGUUGUGAUCUGCUUUUUUUUCCUUAGUGUCGACAACUCGUGUGAAGCACAGCAUGUACCUAGGCGAUUGUGUAGUUUUGGGCAAAUAGACAACAAUAGAGAUGCCCCAUAUUACGGGUAGCCACCGCUUCUGGCACCGCCUGAGAUGGGAGGAUGCCAGCAGAGGUAUCUAUCUUGCAA
This is a messenger RNA of Tuber melanosporum (Perigord truffle), 1712 nucleotides long. RefSeq lists its product as uncharacterized. Gene Ontology annotation, biological process: mitochondrial L-ornithine transmembrane transport. The transcript is spliced from 5 exons. Bases 420 to 1352 code for a protein of 310 amino acids. Gene Ontology annotation, molecular function: L-ornithine transmembrane transporter activity. NCBI's taxonomy places the organism in Eukaryota, Fungi, Ascomycota, Pezizomycetes, Pezizales, Tuberaceae. The record is from RefSeq and is a predicted model, not a curated record.